UCAGCAAACUGAGCUGAAUAUUUCGUGCAGUAUGGCGUUCAACGAACGCUCAACGACCAACAAAAUAUAAUCGCUUACUGAGUGGGAUUUAAAAGAAAGUCGUGCUCGCGACAAAAGCUGUCGAUUUUUAGCAGUGUACGGAACAGAAAACGUGCGUGCAAACAGCAAAGUGUGUUCGCUCAAAAAUGAUCAGUCGAACGCGUGAUGUUCUUUGCAAUUUCAGAGUCAGAGCAUUGUUAAUUCACCUCGCGAUUAGAGUGCUUCGAAAUGCGAGAUUUUCGUGGUUGAACUUGGUAAUUAAUUGAACAACGUAUGCAAUGAACGAUUCUUCUGAUAUGGACAGCCUGCACACGAUGAUGGGCUCAACUGAUUCAAUGAUCAGUUACCGAACAAACAUGAUCAACAACCAAUUUAUGUCCGAUAUUGUUCUAAUUGUCGGCACCGGCGAUGCUAAGCAGCGAGUUUUCUGCCACAAACUUUUUUUGAUAUCCGCUUCUAAAUAUUUUGCCACCAUGUUCUCGAGUAGCUUCAAGGAGACCAGUAUGAAUGAAAUCACAUUGGAAGAUACAGAUUCAACGUGCUUUUCAGAAAUUUUACGAUUCGUUUACUCUACCAGGAUGAAUAUUACGUUAGAAAACGUGCAGGAGAUAUGCAAGCUUUCUGAAAGGUACUUGUUUCCGGAUGUUUUGGUGCAUGCAUCCGAAUUCCUGUUGAAAUCUGUCACUGAAAAAAACGUACUGCGGAUUCUCCAACUAAACCGUCGAUGCAAAUUCGAGAAUGUUGAUGCACGUUGUUUGGAUAUAAUUACACGAAAUCCUAUUUUAUACUUUAAAGAGGAAAGUAUCACCUCACUCGAUCCCGAUUCGUUGGAACUAAUCUUCAAAGCGAGACGCAUUAACUGUUCGGAUUAUCAAUUGUUGGAAGUAUUAGAAAAAUGGAAGAAGGAUGGUGACGUCGAUCUAAUUCAGUCGAAAGCUAAAGCAGAAACGAAUUUGAAAGCAAUUAUUGAGAAUACUCCUCGAUCAGUGAGAUGUAACACAUUACAUGUUUUUGGAAGCUUAUCAAAUGAUGAUAAUGAAUUAGAUUACCAUAAGAGCUGUAUGGAUUUCCGCAUCAAUUCAAAAAAUCCAAUAUUUUUGCUAGGUUUGGGAAUGUACUUUAAAUCGAAACUCAAAAAAUUUUCUGUUUGUGCCAAAAUUAGUACAUGUGACUAUUUUCACUCAUUUAGCCGUUUUGGUAAUAUACAACAUGUCGUAACCGCAUCUGGCGAAUUUUCGACUGAGAAUUCAGACACAGCUAACAUACUUGAUGUGUUUUUACCUUGUACUAAAUUAUUACCACAGCAAUGUUACAGGAUUACCUCGUCGCAGGAUGCAGUUAGCCUAGAUGCUGCUUCAUGUAUGCAUGAUGAAAUAAAAGUAGAGUUCGAUCAGGAUCGCAGUUUCUUGGCAUAUUUUCUAUAUAUGGAUUGUAAUGACUAAUAAGGAAUAAAGACGAGAUUACAAAAAAACAUUCAGGCGUGUUUAUUUUAGCUCUUGCAGCACGUUGCUGUCAAGUAUAACAAAAACUAUUGUACUAUUAAGAACUAUUCACACCUUUCCAUUUCGGUUCAGUUCUGUGACGGUACAGUGAAAGUGUCCUUAGUGUACUGUUAGUGUAUUUUUUUGCAGAACCCACAGGACAGGCACUUGCUAUUGCUGGAGUAGUUCCAAAUACUCAUCAUUAAUAAUGAACGUGUAAUGCUAAAAAGUAAUAGCGGCCCUUACACGAUCAUUAAAAGUGUCAUUACUAAGUAAUGACACUUCUGCUCAAACGCUCGUCAUUACUGCAUUACUGUACAUCAUUACUGCAUUACUGUACAUCAUGAAUCGUCACAAUAAACUAUUGGAUUACGUUGAUAAUAUAUUUAACUUUUUCGCGAUGUUGGAAGGUAACCAUUUAUUUGACUCAACGUUGUUCAUCUAGACUAUUUUUUACUGUGUUGGUAGUUUUCACCCGAAAUUAAGUGGCGACAGACCAGAAGCAAGUAAAUAUUGUAACAAAACGGGUUCGAUUUUGUAUUGCGUUGUAGGAUGAGAAGUAAUUGUGCCUAUAUAGUUUUGGAAUUAUGUAUUAAAUCUGUAUCCUGCAUGAAAUUCGUAUGGAUGUAUACACAUCAAUACAUUACAGGUAAUUCUGUAUGAAUGGCAACUCUGUUGGUAAAUGAAAAAAAA
Messenger RNA from Malaya genurostris, 2213 nucleotides. RefSeq names its product kelch repeat and BTB domain-containing protein 8-like. The transcript has 2 exons. Gene Ontology annotation, biological process: neurogenesis. Gene Ontology annotation, molecular function: protein binding. Bases 318 to 1481 code for a protein of 387 amino acids. Gene Ontology annotation, cellular component: cytosol. The record is from RefSeq and is a predicted model, not a curated record. NCBI's taxonomy places the organism in Eukaryota, Metazoa, Arthropoda, Insecta, Diptera, Culicidae.